UUACCGGGAAACCCGCGUAAAAUUCACCAGAUUUGUUUCUCCGUGAUAUAAAUUACCUACGCGUCUGUUAUAAUUUCGAAAUAAUCGAAAAGUCGUAAAAUGACAAUUAACCUUCGAUAAAACAGAAAACGAAAUUACUAAUUGCAGUAUUGCAGCUACAUUCAACAGUAAAGUGGUAGGUACGUGUGUUGUUGGUGAAAAAAAUAAAAUAAUAAUAAUAAUAAUAUGCGGAAAGUUCCUAAGGAAGCAAUAAGAAGACAGCUGAUAACUUUAUUUCCAGUUAAUAUGAACGUGCUGAUGAUGGGUUGUGCCAUCGGAUGGCUCCCGAAUGCUAUUUAUUUUCUAAUGCACGGAGACGAAGUACACGCUACAUUUUCCCAAUGUGACCUGAUUGCGUCCCUCAGCCAACUCGGAAAACUUGUAUUUGCAAUUCCAGGAGGAUUAGUUGUGGACAAAUAUGGAAGAAAGAAAGUUAUAAUUGGGGUCGCGUUUCUGAAUUUCUUUUCCUGGUUGGGACUUUCGUCAAGUACUUCGCUAAUUGCGAUUUACGUGGGACAAUUCGCACUCGGAGCAGGCCAGGCAUUGACCCAAGAAGCAUAUUCGAUCGCCAUAGGUGAGACUGCCUCUCCAGCCAUACGAGGCCAGCUAAGCAGCGUAUCCCAAAUAUUCUUAACGAUCGGAGUAAUAUUACCAGCCGUAAUCAGCGUGAUUUUUUCCUCUUACAAAAUACUCGCUUGGAUCGUAACACUGUUAUCGUUUCUAAGCCUUCUUUCGAUGGUCAUGGUAUCAGAAACGCCUAAUUUUUUGAUCUCGACAUCGAAAUUCGAUCAAGCCAGAGAAAAAUUGGAAAUAUUACGACGAGGAUGCCCAGUCGAUGAAAUAGAUUCCGAAUUUGAAGAUCUGAAAAAAUACAUCGAGAAUGAAAACGCACGCCGAGAUCAACUCAACUGGCUGACUUUCCUCAAACUGAAAAGCACCCGAGGACCGAUACUCACAGCCAUCUUGAUAAAGUUUUUUACCACUGGAACUGGUAGAAGUUUAAUUACCACUUACGUCACUACCAUAUAUCCAGCUAAUGAAUUCGUACCGAAGAAAUAUUACCCUUUAAUUAUGCAAAUUAUCAUACUUCUAAUCAACGUAUUCACCGCGUUCUACAUAGAAAAGUUUCCUCGCCGAGCCAUCAUCAUUUUUGGAGCAAUCGCUAUAACUUAUUCGAACUCGUUUUCCGCGUUGGUCAACUACAUCCAUAGUAAAAAUCAAAGCGAGAUUUUCAAUGGGUUAUUCUUGCUAGGAAACGUUUUGUAUUUGAUUUUUUUCAACGGUAUGGUACAGCCGAUCAACAGCACUAUUAAAACCGAGCUUUUUCCUCAAGCUGUCAAAGGAUUCGGAGGAUCUGUCACUAUUGUAAGUCAAGCUGUUUCUACUUUAAUUUCCUACCAAACGUAUUAUUUCAUCACCAAGUAUUUUUAUCUUUACGAUAUGUACGUGGUGUUGGCGAUAAAUUCGCUCGUUCUAGCCGCGAUAGUGUAUUUCCUUUUACCCGAGAGUCGUGGAUCAACUCUUGUUGAUGUGCAAAUGAACUUUCAACCAAAUCGAGAACCUUGCAAUAAUGGUUCAAAAGAGGUACGAACAAGAGAAACGUGAAAUACUAGAUCAGUUAUUUAAUUGCACUAAAAGGCUGUUUGGAUAAAAAUGUAUAGUAAAAAAGUAUUUUGUAAAUAGGUAAAUGUCUUUUUUAGUUAAAAAAUAUAUGUAUUUGUACAAUAGA
Molecule: messenger RNA, 1768 nt
Organism: Planococcus citri (citrus mealybug)
Lineage: Eukaryota; Metazoa; Arthropoda; Insecta; Hemiptera; Pseudococcidae
Exons: 3
Coding region: 226-1644 (472 amino acids)
Biological process (GO): transmembrane transport
Cellular component (GO): membrane
Molecular function (GO): transmembrane transporter activity
Source: RefSeq, a predicted model, not a curated record